AUGGCCCGCAUCUUGGAGGUGGUACCCUGGGAGGAUGGCUCCAUCCACGCGGUCACCUCGCCAGUCUUUCUGCUCCCUGUCGUGCGCCAGCGCCACCCACUGGCGAGUGUGAAGCAGUGUCUCUACCACCCGCAGCUGCCCACCCUGCGCCGCAUGGACAUGGACUCAGUUGGUGGCUACCUCUCGGAUGAGCACUGCCAGUCCUCCACCUAUUGCACCAAAGAGGACUUUGACACUGCCUGCUUCACACUCCUGGGGAUCCCCAACAAACCCCUACACUGUUUGGACAUCACCAAGGAGGGACGGGGUCUCCGGGACAGGUACCGCGAGGGGAAGCUGGUGCCCCUCAUACCAGGCAUCAACCGGGUGAGUUGGCCCUCCUUCACGCACGCCAUCGAUGACUGGUCCCGCCUGGUGUCCUGCACCGACGAGUUCAAGCUGCCCUGCCCGGACAACAGGGUGAGGGGUUGCAGCGGCUAUGCGGUGCGGUAUUUGAAGCCGGAGUUGACCCAGAACUGGAGGUACUGCAUCAACCAGAACUCUAGCCUGGACCGAUACGGACAGAAGCCCCUGCCUUAUGAAUCCCUGAAUACUUUCCGGAGCUUCGGAAACGCCUACAGGUAG
This is a messenger RNA of Sorex fumeus (smoky shrew), 624 nucleotides long. RefSeq names its product sperm microtubule inner protein 8 (gene SPMIP8). NCBI's taxonomy places the organism in Eukaryota, Metazoa, Chordata, Mammalia, Eulipotyphla, Soricidae. The transcript is spliced from 6 exons. The coding region runs from base 1 to 624 and encodes 207 amino acids. The record is from RefSeq and is a predicted model, not a curated record.